CAGUAUUUAAUCUGAUGUUUGAGUUUGAUUACCGCUAGGGAAGUUCAACAGCGUCUUUUAUUCCGAUAUAUAACCUUCAUUUCAUCCAAUGGAAACUUCUAGAGCAGAAGGGAUGUACGAAAUGUUUGGGAUGUUACCGAUCGCUGGCGUUCCAAUGGGUGAUCCAUUAGCGGGCACUCGUUUUACCUCACGCGGGCUGUCUGAAGUGGCUAGGCUAUCACCAAGCUGGUCUUAUGUACACGAUUACUGUUCUUCGCGUAAUCGCCCGAAUAUUAUGGCAAAAAGGAACGAACGCGAACGAAACCGUGUGAAGCUCGUAAACCGCGGAUUUGCAGCGUUACGACAGCAUGUGCCUGGUGGUGCCACUAAGAAGAAAAUGAGUAAAGUGGAAACGCUGCGUUCAGCGGUCGAGUACAUCAAAAUGCUACAACAGCUUCUUAGAGAUGACGACGAAAAUCACAAUUCUCAAAGUGUUAAAUCUGAAUUGAAGAACAUUACUAUAUUUCACGGCUUUUAUGAAAUCGAAGAUACCGUGCCUUGCAACCAAGAUUUACUACCGCCACCUUCGUCAUCGUUUAAUUCUGAAGGAAUGAUCUUUUCGUCUGAAAGAAGUUCCUUGAUAAAAACUCAUGUCUCUGAUUUCUCUUCCCCACGGACUAUGACUGACUAUAAUGACCUAAGUGGAGACGAACUGCUGGAUAUAGCAUGGUUAUAAAUGUAUUUGUACUGGUAAGACUGCGAGAAAAGUUGUAAAAGUUUGAAUCAGGAGCAAUUCCAGUCUAGUUUUGACCAUAACACUCGGCAAACUACUUUGUACAGUGUUAUAUCUACACCUAAAUCUGUGAAAUUCUAGCCUUGAUAGAAAGUUAAAAUGGUUUAAAUAUGCCUAAUUGAUCAAUUUGUUAAAUAGUAUAUAAAUUUCUAACUGGAAAUGUUAAUAUCAAACAUCUCAAAAAAUGGAAAAUUUAUUGUUCACUUUUCGAAUUUUCUAUUACUGUUUAUGUGUGUGAGUGUGUGUGUGUG
Molecule: messenger RNA, 1023 nt
Organism: Limulus polyphemus (Atlantic horseshoe crab)
Lineage: Eukaryota; Metazoa; Arthropoda; Merostomata; Xiphosura; Limulidae
Product: achaete-scute complex protein T3-like
Exons: 1
Coding region: 89-715 (208 amino acids)
Biological process (GO): regulation of transcription by RNA polymerase II; developmental process
Molecular function (GO): protein dimerization activity; RNA polymerase II transcription regulatory region sequence-specific DNA binding; DNA-binding transcription factor activity, RNA polymerase II-specific
Source: RefSeq, a predicted model, not a curated record